Penicillium maclennaniae is the source of this 975-nucleotide messenger RNA. Its product is annotated as 2,4,5-trihydroxytoluene oxygenase. Gene Ontology annotation, biological process: L-methylmalonyl-CoA metabolic process. The record is from RefSeq and is a predicted model, not a curated record. The coding region runs from base 1 to 975 and encodes 324 amino acids. Gene Ontology annotation, cellular component: mitochondrion. Gene Ontology annotation, molecular function: methylmalonyl-CoA epimerase activity. Lineage: Eukaryota; Fungi; Ascomycota; Eurotiomycetes; Eurotiales; Aspergillaceae. The transcript is spliced from 6 exons.
AUGGCAGUCUCAAGAAAUGAACCGCGGAUCAAUCUGGUUCGCAUUGCGCAUGUCUUCUACACCCAUAAGGAUAUUGAUAGCGCCCAUCAAUUCCUCCUGGACUUUGGAUUCCAGGAAGUCAAGCGAGUGGAUAAGGAUAUCUAUUAUCGUGGCACUAGCUCUGAGCCAUUUGUGUAUUGUGCGCGACAAGGCGACGAAGAUGGAUUUGGAGGCGCAGCCUUCGUUGUUGAAUCCGAAUCGGAUCUUCUUGCGGCGACAAAGCUUCCUGAGGCGACUGGAAUCUACGAUUUAAGAAAUGCACCCGGGGGUGGUCGCUGCGUCACUUUCCAUGACCCCAUCGACAAGUUCCCAUUUCAUCUUGUCCAUGGACAAAAGCCGUAUGCCGAUGAGAAGGUGCUUCCACAGCUUGAUUUCAAUUUUCCAACGGACAAACACCGACCAGGUAACAAAACCCAACGAUUUGAAAAGGGCCCUGCCCCAGUGCACAAAUUAGGCCAUUUCGGAAUGUGUGUCACCGAUUUUGCGAAGGUGUUUAAGUUCUAUACGACGCGAUUCAACUUCAAACCGAGUGAUGUUAGAUUCUUCCCGUUGAUUCAUGAUUCUAUGGGAAGAGAUAUAACCACCUUUCUCCAUUUGGACCGUGGCUCUGAGUUGGUCGACCACCAUUGCUUCUUCUUCUUUGAAGGUCCUAAAUCACACGUUCACCACUCAUCAUUCGAGACGCAUGACUUUGAUACUCAAGUGCUGGGUCAUGACUGGCUCCGCAGUAAGGGGUAUGAGAACUGCUGGGGCGUUGGACGUCAUAUCAUGGGUAGUCAGAUCUUUGAUUACUGGUUUGACACCUCUCGUUUCAUUAUCGAGCAUUACGUAGAUGGUGAUUUGGUAAAUGACCAACAACGGACGAAUCGAUCCCUUGCCACACCGGAUAAUUUGCACGUUUGGGGGCCGGACCUUCCUCCCACCUUUCUACACUAG